CCUCUUCAGCGGAUGGCCUAGCUGGCGCAACGCCGACCAGUGUGAAGGAGUCCAACAACAAUGGUAGUAUAAGUCAAGGAAGCAAGAUUGGCCUCGGUGUUGGCUUGGGAGUCGGCUUGGCAGUACUCAUCGCAGCUAUCGUCCUAUUCUGCCUAGCUCGAAGACGGAGGCAAAGACGGGCAGCUAUGGGAGGCAAAUACGCGCAUGCCCAAUCCGAUCUUUCGAUGGUUGAGGCGCCCUAUCCAACUACUACAGGAGUUGCUGCUGUACGAGAAACAUCGAAGGAAUACCAGGAGCCGCCUAACUACGAACCACCCCGAUAUUCACAGUACGAGCGCGAGCGCGACCACCAGCCUGUCGAAGAUGAUCGAGAAGCCGUGGAAGAAGUCGAUGAUCGUGCCAGCGAGGAGUUUGAGCCGCCUCACAACGUCUUCCAGACACCAGUGGGUCAAGGUCAAAGCCCAAUUACACCUCUGCAACCUGAGGCACACCUUAACCGAAGUUUCACAAAUGCACCUCUGGCGCUCGCGAUCCCUUCAGCUGCGGGCGGUGUAUCUACGCCUCAUUCUCGCGACCUCUCACCUGCUGGCGGCGGCUCGCCCGUCUCACCUGUCUCGCCGGUUUCUGCUGUAUCGCCUAUCAAUAGUCGGCCCUCCUCGCCGGCACGGCGUCAUUGAUGUUGAGAUUUAUAGCGCAAGAUUCACGAUAUUAAUGCCUUUC
This is a messenger RNA of Pseudocercospora fijiensis CIRAD86, 720 nucleotides long. RefSeq lists its product as uncharacterized. The transcript has a single exon. Lineage: Eukaryota; Fungi; Ascomycota; Dothideomycetes; Mycosphaerellales; Mycosphaerellaceae. The annotation marks the transcript as partial. The record is from RefSeq and is a predicted model, not a curated record.